Molecule: messenger RNA, 3763 nt
Organism: Stegostoma tigrinum
Lineage: Eukaryota; Metazoa; Chordata; Chondrichthyes; Orectolobiformes; Stegostomatidae
Product: protein NDNF-like
Exons: 5
Coding region: 439-2133 (564 amino acids)
Biological process (GO): extracellular matrix organization
Molecular function (GO): protein binding
Source: RefSeq, a predicted model, not a curated record
CUCGCCUUGUUCACUCACACAUAGCUCGCUACGGCAGAGUCUGGUUCGCCACGGCUUUGAGGAAAUCUGUUUACCCUCCGCCCUGCGCAGUAAUUCACGGCGGGGGGCGGGGGGGGGGGGGAUUUCUCUCACUCUCCCUCCCACCCCCAGCCACUCCACCACAUCUCAAUUUAUUCCAGGAAUCGAGCUCAAAUUCUGCUCCUGUGACAGGAGCUCUGAAAUUCUGCAACAAAUGGACUCGGACGAGGCUGGGAGACUGAGAAUCGGGGAUUUCAAGACUGGGGCCACGUUUUAAAAUGACAGGAGAGAGAUUUAAAACAGACAUGAGGAGGAAAUUUUUUACGCAGAGGAUGUUUCGCGUGUGGAAUGAACUUCCUAAGGAAGUGGUGAAUGAAAGGUAUUGAAGAAACUGUUUGAUGACUGAUUGAGCCUCCAGAGAUGAAAAUGAAGAGGAACAUGCUGGCACUAACCUCCAAGGACCUCCUCUGCACGCUAUUUCUUUGCCUCAUCUGCUCAGCCCAGAAGUUACCCGGAAGAGAUCCAAAUCUACAGUCUCUUUACAGUGGGCUCACAGCCCAGGGCCUGACAGCACUCCCAGAUGGAGCUGAAGUUGCUGGGUUUCUCAUGAAGGAUAUUCCAAGAAGAUACUACUUCAUCGUGGAGGAGGACAGCUCUCCUGUCACAGUGAUGGUUACACCAUGUGAAGCCCCUUUACAAUGGACCCUCACUCUUCAGAUGCUGCAGGACCAGACUAGCCAAGAGGGAUCAGGUGAGUCAGAGACUCUUCACUUACAGAUAGAUCCCAAGAUGACCCUUUGUGGACAAAAUGUGGAACUGUUUUCGUAUCGAGGUAACGAUGUUGAGUCUUAUGCUGCUGCCGAAAGUCCGAGCGGUAUCUACAGACUGGAGUUGGUGUCUAUCGAGAGGGACACCAUUUUCAACAUCUAUGCCACAACUACCCCAGAAUCUGACCAAUCGUACCCUGAACUGCCCAGCGACUCAAGACUGGGCCUGACCUUUGUGGGUCACACUAGCAUCUCCUUGGUGUGGAAGCCAAGCCCGGCCAUCACUCAGUUCCAGCAGCCUGCUCAGUAUUGUGUGGUCAUCAGUCGGGAGCACAAUUACAAAACCCUAUGUGCUGUUGAAGCUAAACUUAGAGAAAGCAUUUAUUCUAGAAGGGUCCGGUGGCCAGAUUUGGACUGGGGGGUGCCAGAGUCUCCGCGCCUCGCCUCUAUGGCCGACCACCCAAUUAUUAGAGCUCUAUCCACAACGCUCCCAGAUGGUCGCCAGGGAGACAUUCGGAAAACCUGCACCGGGAUCAAGAACGUCUUUACUGUGUCCCAGCUCACUCCCAGCACCCAGUAUUAUGUCGAUGUCUUCGUAGUGAACCCGCUGACCAACACCAGUGCUGCUUACAUUGGGACGUUUGUGAAGACCAAAGAUGAGGUGAAACGCAAGGUGCUGGAGGUGAAAGGGGGCAGAGUGACAGAGAUCCCCAUCAAACGAGGUGCUUCCAGAACGUUAGAGUACAAACCAGCUUCCUCUCAUCGCGUAGUCACAGUCUCCCUUCAUUCCUGCUACCAGCCAGCCCACGUCCAAAUCCAGCAGAACAGAAAGUUAGUGGCAUCCCAGAGUGUUGAGGGAGUCAAGCAUUUCCAAUUUGUUGGUAAGCCUAAAGCCAGGUACCAGCUCCAUCUCAGAGCUGGUGAUGCUGGCAGGACCUUACUGAAAGUUCACAUGACCACUCACCCCAGCAAACAGCCCUUCCCCAGCCUGCCGCGAGACACGAGGCUCAAAGUGUUCGACAGACUGCGCAGUUGCUCUUCUCUGACUGUCGCCUGGCUUGCCACGCAGGAGGCGAACAAAUAUUGCGUCUACAGGAAGCAAGUCAUGGGCCAGGAGGACCCCAAAGAACUGCAAAACCAUUGCCUUGACCCAGCAACACGCAGCAAGUCAGAGAAAGUGAGCUGCCAAAUGUUCAGUGGCUUGAGCCCUCAGAAGGCCGUGAUGACGGAACGUGUUGAGGGUCUGGAACCUGGGAGAACCUACCAGCUCGAUGUCUAUGUGAUAGGCCAAGGGAGACAUUCAGUGAAGUACCAGAGCAAGAUAGUGAGAACGAGGAUGACAUGCUGAUGUGCAGGAUAAUGAAGUCUUCACCACGGACCUUCCUCAACCCUUCCUUUCUUGAAGAAUUUCAAACCCCAGGUUUGGAGAGUUAGCGGCCUGAUGGGGAGGACACCUUAGCCCCUACUUUAUCUCGUCCCCUCAUCCAUUCUCUUCGAAUGUAACCAGUGACCUUCCAUCUUAGGUAAAAUCACCUAAGGGCCUUCUGUCCAGGAAAAGAGCGACAAAUAUUGUGCCAUAAUGUGAAGUGGUCUUGGAGGAUGAUCCUCAAAUUCACAUGAACAGAGAAGCCUCAGGAAGCUCAAUGUUUUCAAUGAGGUGUGUUCACCGUCACCUCAUCCAUUUCGUCUUGGGUUUACAGAAAAUAAUUAGACUGUGCAAUAAUUUGGAAAAAGCCAUACUUUAACGUUGUAUACAAUGUACUGACAUCUUAUUGUCAUCCUUUCAGAUUUAUUUUCUUUGGUUCUAGUUUUGGAACUGGUGUCGGAAAUUGGUGCUCCCUUAAAGCUGAAUUAUCUUAGUGUUUACUGUGUAGCAUGAACUUUCAUUUAAAUGUUGUUAAAGUGGGGGGAUGGGGCAAGGGAGGUUUAGCUCAGUGGGUGAAACAGCUGGUUUGUGGUGCCAGAGUGAGACUCUGUGAGGGUUCAAUUCCUGCACUGGCUGAGGUCACCUAGAAGGUCCUACCUUUUCAAUCUUGCCCCUCAGCUCUGAGAUGCCAUGAUGCUCAGAUUAAACUCCCCACCAGUUCUCUCUCUCUGAUGAAAGAGCAGACCAAUGGGCAGUAGCGGCUACUCCGACAGCUGCAACCAGCUCUCCAAACUUUCUAACAAAUGACAAGGAGAAAGAAAGCUUAUGCGAGUCACCAAAGUCAUGACACCUCAUUGAUGUAGCAAUGCUGGUGCAGUGUUUACUCUAUUAUCAGUGUAUUGUUGGGGAAAUUAAGAAGCCAUAGCACUUGAAAGAAUGCUAAAUUUAUCCUCGGAUGAAGACGGAAGAAGGGGUAAUGGUCAUCCUGGCAUCAUGAGUGGCUGCCCAUGGGCAUCAGCCAAAGGGAGUCAGAUGGUUGAUUGGGCCAAACCCAGGCAAGGGGACUAGUUUCAUUUGGGAAACCUGGUCAGCAUAGACAAGUUGGACCAAAGGGCCUGUUUCUGCGCUGUAUGACUCUAUGACACAGUGUGGAUGGACAGUCCCAAUAGUAAGAUUUAUUAACAGGGGGAGGUGGAACGUGAACGGGAGACAGGGAGAACAGUUUCAGAGAAAGGAACUUGCAAACUCCUCAAUCAUCUCAUACACCAGCUUGACAGCAACCUUGAAAUCGAGAUAAGAGUCCACACUCCCAGCUUGCGCUCAAAACACUGCAGUACAGUUACUUGGGAGAAGACCAGGAGUUCCCCUACAUCAGCCUGAGGGUGAAAUAAAGAUUGUUACCGUUGAAGACUAUCACUGAAGAUUGAAACGCAUCAGGGACUAACACUACAACAUUCUGAAACUUAACGGGUCCUCCACCUCUGCUUCUCCAUUCUAUAGAACAGCUUCAAGAUCAUAAAGCAUUCUCAGCUGUACAAGUUAUAUAUUUGUUCAAUUAAAUAAUGCAUUGUACAUAAACUGCUGCUUCUUAACAAACUCAAUAAACCUUCUA